Homalodisca vitripennis (glassy-winged sharpshooter) is the source of this 657-nucleotide messenger RNA. RefSeq lists its product as uncharacterized. The transcript has 3 exons. NCBI's taxonomy places the organism in Eukaryota, Metazoa, Arthropoda, Insecta, Hemiptera, Cicadellidae. Bases 47 to 484 code for a protein of 145 amino acids. The record is from RefSeq and is a predicted model, not a curated record.
UUCACAGUCUUGCUUCAUACGUUCAAGAUAUCCACCACGAAAGGAAAUGAUGUUUAAGAAACUCAUCUAUUUCUGCCUGCUAGUAACGAUAGUUCGCACCGAAUUAACGGAAGAGAUCUCCAGCUCCAUAGAGAAAAUUCCCACAACAUCCAACAGCGUGGCCCAAAAUUUAGAAGAACUAAAAAAAGAUGGAGCAAACCCUAAGCAUAAUGGAAUUUCUCCUCGCUCCACGGACUCGCUUUUCGGACUUGGGAUCGGUGCCAAUAUCUUAGACGUGCAUGGAGGUGCAGGUAUAGGUCAUGGCCGUGGAGGAUAUGGUGAUAUGGGCCAAGGGUUUGUUGGCAAACCUGCGGGAGGCUAUUAUCCACAACAACCCCGGUAUCCACGAUUCCCAUGGGAUCCAAAACCGCCAAGGUACUAUGGAGCUAGGGGACCACGAAUGGUCUUCUACCCAGAUUACCCUCUGGAUUAUAUACGCCUGUAGCAUAUAUGCCUCAAGGAACGCUCACCAGCGACACCUCCAACGUGUUCCCUUCCCUCUUGCACAUACAUCGAUUUCAGUUGGAGAGCUCAUUGAAUAGAGAUCUCCCUAAUAAUUCUUUGUUUAGCACUUCUCAAAUAUAUCUUCACUAAUAAAGCAUUAAAAAUGCAUAACAA